Messenger RNA from Mastomys coucha (southern multimammate mouse), 2719 nucleotides. RefSeq names its product CD2 associated protein (gene Cd2ap). The transcript is spliced from 18 exons. Bases 354 to 2267 code for a protein of 637 amino acids. Gene Ontology annotation, cellular component: cytoplasm; vesicle; plasma membrane. Gene Ontology annotation, molecular function: protein binding. The record is from RefSeq and is a predicted model, not a curated record. NCBI's taxonomy places the organism in Eukaryota, Metazoa, Chordata, Mammalia, Rodentia, Muridae.
CCAGCCGGGUCCCGGUUCUCUUCACCCCGGGCCCGUGGGUUCCACCUCGUUCUCGAGCGUGGCGCGCUCCGCCUCCGCCUCCGAGGGAGUGGGUGUGGGCUGUCGGUGCGAGACCCCGCGGGUGCCUCAGCCGACGGGGAGCGGAAGCAGCCCGGGGAGCGUGGCUCAGUGCGCACUGUGCGCAGGCGCGGAUCCUGCUCGCCCCCGCUUGCCCGGGCCGGGGCCGAGGCUGCGGCCGAGGCCGGGCGUGAGGAGCUGCGGAGCGCGCCGCUCGCGGGCGGAUGGAGGCGCCUCCCCGGCGCGCCUGAGCCGGUGCACAGAAGGGGCCGCGCUCUCCCCGCCAGAGCCGCAGCAUGGUUGACUAUAUUGUGGAGUAUGACUAUGAUGCUGUACAUGAUGAUGAGUUAACUAUCCGAGUUGGGGAAAUCAUCAGAAAUGUGAAAAAACUACAGGAAGAAGGAUGGCUAGAAGGAGAACUAAAUGGGAGACGAGGGAUGUUCCCUGACAAUUUUGUUAAGGAAAUUAAGCGAGAGACAGAACCUAAGGAUGACAAUUUGCCCAUCAAACGGGAAAGGCAUGGAAAUGUAGCAAGUCUUGUACAGCGAAUCAGCACUUACGGACUUCCAGCUGGAGGAAUUCAGCCACAUCCACAAACCAAAGCUAUUAAGAAGAAGACAAAAAAGCGUCAGUGUAAAGUUCUUUUUGACUACUCACCACAAAAUGAGGACGAACUGGAGCUUACUGUGGGGGAUGUCAUUGAUGUCAUUGAAGAGGUAGAAGAAGGCUGGUGGAGUGGAACCCUGAACAAUAAGUUGGGACUUUUCCCCUCAAACUUUGUGAAAGAAUUAGAGUUCACAGAUGAUGGUGAAACUCACGACGCUCAGGAGGAAUCAGACGUUCCUUUGACUGGCCCUACCUCACCGUUGCCAUCUCCGGGGAAUAGUGGUGAACCUGCUCCCGGAUCAGUUGCACAGCCAAAGAAAAUCCGAGGAAUUGGAUUUGGAGACAUCUUUAAAGAAGGCUCUGUGAAACUUAGGACAAGAACUUCCAGUAGUGAAACAGAGGAGAAAAAAACAGAAAAGCCUUUAAUCCUACCGUCACUGGGAUCUAGAACGCAGAAUGUGGAGGUAACAAAACCAGACAUUGAUGGCAAGAUUAAAGCUAAGGACUAUUGUAGAACGUUAUUUCCCUAUACAGGAACCAAUGAAGAUGAACUUACGUUUAGAGAAGGGGAGAUAAUCCAUUUGAUAAGUAAGGAGACUGGAGAAGCAGGCUGGUGGAAGGGUGAACUGAAUGGUAAAGAAGGAGUCUUUCCAGAUAACUUUGCUGUUCAGAUAAGUGAACUAGAUAAAGACUUCCCAAAACCAAAGAAACCACCUCCUCCUGCAAAAGGUCCAGCUCCAAAGCCUGACCUGCUAGCUGCAGAGAAGAAAGCUUUUCCUCUAAAGGCUGAAGAAAAAGAUGAAAAAUCACUGUUAGAACAGAAGCCUUCUAAACCGGCUGCUCCUCAAGUCCCACCCAAAAAGCCUACUCCACCUACCAAAGCCAGUAAUUUACUGAGGUCUCCUGGAACAGUGUACCCAAAGCGGCCAGAAAAGCCAGUUCCUCCUCCACCUCCAACAGCCAAAAUUAAUGGAGAAGUUUCUACAAUUUCUUCAAAGACUGAUACUGAGCCAGUAUCAAAACCAAAGCUAGAUGCUGAACAAUUGCCAGUUAGACCAAAAUCAGUAGACCUUGAUGCCUUUGUAGCCAGAAACUCAAAAGAAAUAGAUAAUGUAAAUUUUGAUGACAUAGCUUCCUCAGAGAACUUGUUACAUCUCACUGCAAAUAGACCCAAGAUGCCUGGAAGAAGAUUGCCUGGCCGCUUCAACGGUGGACAUUCUCCAACUCAAAGCCCAGAAAAAACCUUGAAGCUACCGAAAGAAGAUGAUAGUGGCAACCUAAAGCCCUUAGAAUUUAAAAAGGAUGCAAGCUACUCUUCAAAGCCAUCUCUUUCACCACCUUCAAGUGCUUCUAAAGUAAAUACAGCUGCUUUCCUAACUCCAUUAGAACUCAAAGCUAAAGCAGAAGCAGAUGAUGGGAAAAAAAAUUCCGUGGACGAGCUUAGAGCCCAGAUUAUCGAAUUAUUGUGUAUUGUAGAUGCACUGAAAAAGGAUCAUGGGAAAGAACUGGAAAAGCUACGCAAAGAAUUAGAAGAAGAGAAGGCCAUGCGAAGUAAUCUAGAGGUGGAAAUAACAAAGCUGAAGAAAGCUGUUCUGUUGUCUUGAGAUGGUGUGGACCCAGUGUUCCUAAGGCUCCAUGAACUUAACUGACUUGUUAAAGACAACAGAUGUGGUGUUGUGAUGAAGAAAUAAGAGGACAUAAACUGUGAUGUCUACCGAAAAAUUGGGGGGUGACAGUUUUUUUUUAUAUAUUUUGUUUUGCCAAUAUGAAAAAAAAGAAGAGGCCUUAUUUCUUACUGUGCUGGGAUUGCAAACAUUUCUAUUGUUUGCUUAAAAAUACUACUGAAUCUGUAUAAAAAGGAAAGAAAGCUCAUAAUAGUUUUUUUAUAGAAACUUGUAUUAUUUUUAAAGAGUUCUAUACUAUAAAUAUAAUAUCUUUACAAAUAAGCUGUAAGAUAAACUAUUUGAGAAGGACGGGUUAGCUUUGUAGUAGAGUCACUGCUUUCCUGUAAUGCAUAGGGCAUGAGCUUGUAUACAUACACUAUGCCUGCCACAUA